CAACCAUCGUCAAACUACACCAUCUCUACCUUUAUAAUAAUACACAUUCAAUCUUUAAAUUUAUAUAAUUAUCAAUGGUACCUGCCUCUCAAACAACAUCAAGAACACAUAAAAUCAACAAAGCCCAAAUAGCUAUUGGUUGUAAGAAUCAAUGGAGGAUGAGAUUAGCAAGUUCUUGAAGGUAUGGCUCACAGUAUUUGCAUCUUUAUUCUAUUGCUAUGCAAUUGGCAAGCAAUUCCCACAAGGAAAAACAAGAUUUCUUUUAUUACUCCCAAUUGUGUGUCUCUUUCUGUACCUUCCUCUACAUCUCUCCACUAUCCAUCUUGGUGGGAUGACAGCAUUUUUCAUAGCUUGGCUUGCCAAUUUUAAGCUCUUGCUCUUUGCUUUUGGUAAGGGUCCUUUAUCAUCUCAAAAUGCAUCAAUCUCGCUACCUAGUUUUCUUACUUUUGCUUGUUUACCCAUCAAAAUUCAAGAAAACCCACCUCCCAAAAAACAAAAUAAUCAAAAUCCAUCUUCUAAAAUGUCUAGAAAGGCUGAGAAAUCUCCUCUAAAUUAUGCAAUAAAAGGCAUUCUUUUAGCUAUUUUCGUACGUGUCUAUGAUUACAGCGAUCAUAUCCAUCCAAAUAUCAUAUUAUUUCUCUAUGGUCUCCACAUGUACUUCUUUCUUGAGAUUGUCCUAGCCAUGCUUGCAUACCUGGUUCGAACCAUUUUAGGAUUUCAGCUCGAGCCACCCUUCAAUGAUCCAUAUCUCUCUUCUUCAUUACAAGACUUCUGGGGUAGAAGAUGGAAUCGAAUUACCAAUGGCAUCUUACGCCCAACUGUGUAUGAGCCUACACUCAACAUCAGUACACAUGUCAUGGGUAGAGAGUGGGCCCCAAUCCCAGCUAUUUUGGCCACUUUUUUUGUCUCAGCCAUCAUGCACGAACUCAUAUUUUAUUAUAUUGGGGGCGUGAGACCCACGUGGCAGGUGACAUGGUUUUUUAUUUUUCAUGGGUUUUGUUUGGUGAUUGAAAUUGUAUUAAAGAAGGCAAUUAAAGGCAGGUGGCAGUUGCCUGAUCUAAUCUCGGGGAUUUUAGUGGUUGGUUUUAUAGUGGUGACUGGCUAUUGGCUUUUCUUUCCGCAAUUCCUCCAUCAAUGCAAGGCGGAUGUUAGAGCGCUUGAAGAAAUCGCAGCACUAGGCGCGUUUGUAAAGAAUUCCUUUCGGACAUUUUUUUGGCCCAAGAGUGCCAAGUGGGUUGAUUAGAUCAUUGUCAUAUUCUCAUACUAGGCUUUAUGUCCUGAACGCGAUGCUCUUAGUAUUAUUUUUUC
Molecule: messenger RNA, 1308 nt
Organism: Hevea brasiliensis (rubber tree)
Lineage: Eukaryota; Viridiplantae; Streptophyta; Magnoliopsida; Malpighiales; Euphorbiaceae
Product: acyl-CoA--sterol O-acyltransferase 1
Exons: 1
Coding region: 152-1243 (363 amino acids)
Biological process (GO): lipid metabolic process
Source: RefSeq, a predicted model, not a curated record